UGCUCUGCUGAAUGUACGGUGUCAAGCGAACGCGUCCGUAUGGGGUACGGAGGAACUAGUAUAAGACGAAUUGGACAACUUGCACAAUCGUCAGUAUCAGCAAUUCAAUAUCGGUGAACUCAAAUACUCCAGUCCGGUGCCUCGCCGCAUGUCUUGGCGCGUUUGGUGGCUCCGACCCGACGCAGACUCCAAGCCUUGCAGUAAUACCUCGAAGACAAGCCUCGAUGCUGGAUCGCCAUACUAUGGUAUUUUCGCGAUGAUUGUGUUGAUCAUGGCCGGGGACUUCUGCGACACACACCCUGUCAAACAAAGCACGAGAUGCGGCGAUACGCACUAUGCACCCAAAGCCGCCCACGCUCACUGGCGCCUAGUCCACGAGUUGCAACCACGAAACCCACGUGUUGAAGCUUAUGAUAUCCGCGCCAUUUUCCCUAACAGGCCGAUUCGUGCGUUAGAGAUUGAUCAGACUCCGGAGGAGCGACCUACAUACAUUCAAGUUAUUCGUCAGGUCGAGAUACCUGUUCCAACACUGGUGCUCCGUAACAAACAAGCGGCCGACAACAAGCCCGAGACCGUCAGAUUGUACGAAGCGCCAGUGCAGAUGGCGUUUUAUAAGGAUCCUGCGUUUCGCCCCAGACGAGGCAUCGAACCCUCGACCGUUUGCGACGAAAUUGCCUACCUUACAGACAUACAGCGACAGUCUAUCGCCUGCGAGCAUCUUGUUCGAUUAGCUAUAAACGCAGCCAAGAGAAACCUACUGGUUAACGUGCCUACGCAUGUCGUACUAGCGACCGCGCAAAUCGGAGGAUUCUUCGACAUAGAUGAAGUUGAAGUCACCACACAACAAGUCUUUUUCUUCUAUGGAGAUUUUGAAAAACCGGGCCAGCGAGGACGGAAUGUUGGGACCAUUGUGCUUCAUCAGAAAUUAUUAUCGCCUGUGGACUGCGCCAAAACCUUACAGGUUCUUCCUUCGAUCAGUACAAUUACAGUGUCUGCUCAUGCCCUGAUCACGUGUUGCUCCCGGGACAUCAAGGGUAUUCUGAAGGCGUGGUUGAGCCAUAAGACGCGCAAAACGCUGUGGGACAUUGCGCAGGACAACAAAGCGGACGCGGAGACCUAUGAGAGAUGUUUCCCGUUCCUGGUCAAUGCCAAGAAAGGCCACUGCCUAGGCCUUUGCGCAGAACUUCAAGCUAUUCUCAUCAAUCCUGAAUCUGUCAUAAGGCAACUUGCACAACCACUCUCCCUCGAACUUCUACUUCAGAUAGCAGCUAUCAAUGUCUCUUGCGCGCUGAGAAUGACUUCUUGA
Messenger RNA from Colletotrichum navitas, 1306 nucleotides. RefSeq lists its product as uncharacterized. Bases 149 to 1306 code for a protein of 385 amino acids. The record is from RefSeq and is a predicted model, not a curated record. Lineage: Eukaryota; Fungi; Ascomycota; Sordariomycetes; Glomerellales; Glomerellaceae. The transcript is spliced from 5 exons.